AUGGACACAUGCAACUCUGACGGCGUGGUCCUCCUCCGCAUCCUAGGCCACCUCCUCCUCGCCGCGUGCCUAGUCUCGCUCCAUCUUGGGUCGGCCUCCCACAACAAGGUUCGCCUCGCCUGCCUGGACUGCUCCCUGGCUCCCUCGCCUCCCACGGCCCUAAUACCCACGCCGUUUGGAACCCCCAGCGGCGAGAGCAUCGUCGUUCUGGUCAGUGCACCCGCCUGUCCUCUCUCCCUGCGGCGACGGAAGGGGCAAGCAGGUCGCUUGUCGCAUUGCCGCACCGUUCCUCUCCGCGGCUCCGCCAUGGCAACCGCGAAGCCGGUGGCGCCGGUGCCGCUCACCCGAAUUCUCCCCCUGCACCCGCGACGCCGCUGGAGAGCCGAGUCUACCAGGGCCGCACCUCCUUCCAUCGCCUGCAGCGCCGACGCUGGUGGCGAGCUUCCUGCCCGGCUCCAGCCGAACGCGCGGCGGCCGCUCUGGCACGGCGGCGGGUUCAGCCUCGGCGUCGACCUGGGCGCCGCCCGCACGGGGCUCGCCGUAGGCCGGGGCAUCACCCAACCCCGCCCCCUCACUGUUCUGAAGCUGCGGGGGGAGAAGCUGGUGCUGAUGCUGCUCGAUGUGGCUCAGCAGCAGGAGGCGGACGAGCUCAUCGUCGGUCUGCCGGUCUCGGCAGAUGGGAGCGAGACGCCACAGUCCAACAAGGUGCGGAGCGUCGUCGGAAGGCUCGCCGUGCAAGCGGCCGACAGGGGCUUGAGGGUUUAUCUGCAGGACGAGCAUGGAACGUCAAUCGACGCCCUUGGCUACAUGAUCUCAACGGGUGUUAAAAGGUCUGCCCGCGACGUCAAAUCUGACGCUUAUGCUGCUGUGAUGAUUUUGGAGAGAUAUUUUUCUUCAUCGGGUCAAGGUGCUCAGAUUGUUCUCCCCAGGCAGCAAGAGCUACAGGACAAGUUAAUACUAAAAUUGAGCAAAUAUGCUGAAUUUUAGGAUAGCAUGUCUAAUUUUUCCAACUUACAACACAUUACCUUGUACUGGUAGAAUUUAGAUUGAACCAUUUUAUUUUGUGGCGUUAAACCCUGAAUAUAUAGUGCGAUCAGCUAGCUUCCGUUGUUUGUACAGUUGUACCAUCUCAUCGUCAGGUCUUAUAUGUGUCCUAGCUACAUAUCAUCUUCCACUUCCAGAUAUCUGUGUAUCUGAUUCAUAGCUCUGUAAUGUAUGUGUUGCUGUACUGUUAUCCACUUGAAAUUGGAUAUUCUGAGUAAUCAAAUCAGUGCUGUCCA
This is a messenger RNA of Lolium rigidum, 1280 nucleotides long. RefSeq lists its product as uncharacterized. The transcript has 7 exons. The record is from RefSeq and is a predicted model, not a curated record. Gene Ontology annotation, biological process: rRNA 5'-end processing. Lineage: Eukaryota; Viridiplantae; Streptophyta; Magnoliopsida; Poales; Poaceae. The coding region runs from base 1 to 987 and encodes 328 amino acids.